Molecule: messenger RNA, 4451 nt
Organism: Amoebophrya sp. A25
Lineage: Eukaryota; Dinophyceae; Syndiniales; Amoebophryaceae
Source: the annotation of a GenBank genome assembly
CGUGUAUCCAUCUGCAUAAGACCAUUAUGUACGGCUAGGGGAACAAAAGAGCCCUGGUUGUUCUCGAGUUGAUAUUUUCUCGAGGGACUAGGGGUAAAGAGCCCCAAUAGAGAAGGCAAGACCCCUAAAUAUUCCUCAGAAAGAGAAGAGAAUGAGGCUGCUCUCGCUAGCGUUCCCUGCCCUCGCGGGCGCUGCUUCAAUCAAAGGAAAUGCCAUUUCGGGGAUCAUAAAGACGCUCAAGCAGCUGCUGAAGAAUAGCGAGACGGAUAGUACAACCCUAAUGUCAGUUAUGACGUUGACGUAUGAGGAAACAUAUAGAAGCAAUUAUCGUUAUGCAUUUUCUGGUAUAUUUUUUUCUUCAUCAGCAUCCCCUUCCUCAGCCUCAUGAAGCAGUAUUUUUGAUGGUGUUGUAGAUACCUCUGAACUUACCCCUUUUGCUAUUACUUCUAGGCAAAGACAAGGCAGAGCUUUACGAUAAGACUGCAUGCGAUUGCCGAGAUGAUAUGCGGUCUUACACGAAUCAGUUCGAGGUCGCGCAGAAGGAAAUAGACAGGCUGACAGCCGUAGAAGAAGAGUUGCUUGGCACAAAGUCCGCACUCGAGAAGAGGAUCGCGAAAUACAAGACCUCAAAAACCGACCUCGAGGAAAGCAUAAAGAAAGUUAUGAUGAGAAAUGGUGUUUGAACUACUUCAUCUGCGUUUGAUGUGCUUGUGAUUUUCCCGCUGCUGCUCUUUGGAGAACCACUGCGUAGCUUUUGAAAAACUUUGCGACGUGUGCGAGGGCCAGUGCAGGUUUUCGACGUCAGCUACAUACUAUCCAGGCAACCGGAAGUGCAAGUAGCAUCAGCAAACAUGAAACGAGCAUUGUUGUACCAGUGAUCUUUACACACCGUCUCCUACCUCUCUAACUAAGAAUAUUCCGAGAUGAUGAGCAAGACCGAAGGAAAAGCAGUGAACUUCAUUGAAGAGACGACUGCUGAUCAAGACGAGGCAUUGGAGGAAUUGAAGAGCAUUAAUCAGCCAUACAUGAAGGACGAAAUCAAGCUGCAUUCCGCCGAACUCGACACAACAAAUUAUGACGAUAAUUUGGCUCAGCCCUCAGGGGUACUAGAUUAGUGCUUGUCCGACCCAGUAGUCGGCAAGUGACUUCUGGUGGGUUACAACUCGUACCUGUUUCACUGCAGGCUAUCGACUUUCAGACUAAGUAGUAAAGGCUUUUGAGAUUUUCCUGUGUAUCAUCUAAUGUACGGCAAAGUGCCAAGAACGCAUUGCGAAGUGCGACGCGAUGAUUGGAGCUUGCGAUAAGGUCGUCACUAUAAUGGGCGAGUCGAGCAGCAAAGCGAUCAUCUCCAUGGUGGAGAAGCUUCGCAAGCACUCUUUUUUAUGGCACCAAGUCUCAGUUGCAUUCCAAUAAGUUAUCCGUCAAAUAUCGCUUCAUUCAAGCUUACUUUCAUUUUCACCACGGCAAAUUUUAUAAAUAUGUAUUUGUAUUGGUAUUGCACGUUUAUUUUAAUUUUUCUCCUAUCACUAUCUAAUACCUGACCGCAAGACCGAGAUGCUAGAGGGCAAGGACGAGUGCCAGGCCAAAAUCCACGACUUGGAAGAGAAGAUUUCCUCAAACCAAGGCUUUCUGGAGCUGUCAAUCACGGCAUCCGAAAAGCUGGAAGCUGAGCUAAGUGAGACCACAGCUAAACUGGGCAAGACGCGUGAGCUCUUGGGCGAUGAAAAGGAGAUCCGCUCGACAGCCAAGAAGGGUGUUGCUGAGACCACGACAUCGUGCGAGAAAGCGGCAAAACAAUAUGUUAUGAUAGGCGGGCAGUGUGUACUGGUAUUCUUCUCGAAAAGUAGCAAAGGUAACUAAACAAGGAGCAAAAGCGUCAUGCGAAUUUGAAUUCGAAGAACUGAUCGUAAAUUACACUCUAUAUGAGUAUGAGACAGCGUGACCGCAGAGACGUAAUAAUAUCAUCAGCCUGGACUUCUUUUUCGAGCUCUAAAACCAACGAGGACGCAAAACUGCUGACGGCCGAAAUCGCUGGCCUUACCGGAGCUAUUGCUGCUUUGCAGAAGAUGCCGGCGCCAGCUGGUGAGAGUUCGUUCUUGCAGCGAGGAACCAGCGAAAAGGAGUUGCACCAGAGAGUCGAGCGCACACUAGCGCAACUCGCAUCCUCAGCCGCCGUGUUGCACAGUAGCCGACUUUCUUCCAUCGCCCUACAGCUGAACGUGCGCGCAUCUAAACCAGACUACUUCAUCUCGAUCCGCAACUUGAUUGAGACCAUGGUUACGCGUUUAGAGGAUGAGCAGGAUGCCGAGACCAGCAAGAGUGACUGGUGCGCACAAACUCUGCAGGAAAUGAAGGGAAACAAGGACACCGCAGAUACGGAUCAUCAAGCUGCGGUAACGCUGGUGAAAGACACGCAAGCUGAGCUUGUGAGGUUGAAUUUAUGGCUUUUGGAGUAUCACAAACAGCUUUUUUUGGAUCGAUGAUAGGAACUAAUAGAUCUAAAUUUUCUAAAACGUACUAGACAUAGACUUCAAAUACAGGAGUCUUUUGAGCCAUAGAAUCGUUUCAGUAGAUUUUCCGCUUUCAUUUUCCGAGGAGCUUAGAUCCGAGCAGAAAACACUGGCCGACUUGAAGGCGGACUUGUCGGAGCUGGAAAAACUCAUGGCCGAAAAAGAUGCUUACUACAAGGCUCUCCUUGAGGAGAAGGUUGCAGGCGAGGCUGCUCUCCAAGAGGCUAUUGGAUUUUUGCAAGAAAUCUACGGUGAGACUGGUGGAUCUGGCGACUUCAACUCCCAGCGCACCACCAGUGGCGGCAGUGUCAUCAAGCUGUUGCAGAAUUUGGAGGCCGACUACGGAUGGGCAGCAGAUCAGGCGAAGAUGGAGGUAUUUUAGAUUUUUAGGAAAUUUAGAAUCUGUAUUUUCGAGUUUAGUGAGCAACCUGAUGUAGGAAAAGUGCUGUAUACUUCCUUUUCUCUUUUGUUUUUUAUGCACAUAAUAAUCUUCAUUCUUUCAACUACACGAAUCUCCAUUCUUUCAGACCGGCUGCAUUGCCGCGAGUAGUUUCGCUGACCGCAAGGGUGAGACCAUCGGUUGCGAUGGUGUCAUCGUCAACGAGGAGUCUGCCCAAUACGAGUCCGAGCAGUACAAGAACCAGGAGCGCAAGAUCACUCUCGAAACCGACAUUGGAGUGUCCGCGAAGGAAAUCCAGAAGCUAGAGAUCGGAAUUGAUACCGAAACUGUCAACCUCGAGAAGUUUCAGAAGGAGAUGGAGACCAAAAACGGAGCCCUGGAGACGGCCAAGGAGAUCCUGAAGGCUCGUCAAGAGGCGUGUGUCAAUGCCGGAGACCAGUUCGAGGCAAGAAAAAAACGCCGUGAAGAGGAAAUUGCAGCUCUGAAGGACGCUUUGGGCGUUUUGGAGACGCACUCAAAGGACAGUGAGGAGAAUGACAUGGGCGCACUCGGAUUCCUGCAGAGAGGCAUCUCCGCUUGAGGACAGGAAGGUAAAAUUUAGAUUUUUGAAAAGGCUGAAUCACGUUAAAGAGCUUUGUCGAAAGAAGACCUUGGAACUAUUUCCAUUUACCUUCUUUAUCCUGAAAAAAUCGUGAUCUAAACACUGCUUCAAGGUUUUUAGAUUGCGGAGGCGGAGCUGGUCCGAGCGACACUUCUUCAAACCAGCGUAUUCGUUAUCACUCGCACGAAAUACAGGUGAAAGGUUGCGGUAACGCUCCGGACAUCUGGGGGAUGUGGACAGAAGUGAAAGUCUCCAAGUCAAAGUCUACAUAGAAGAGAUACAUUUUCUGCACAGAUGAAAUGAUGAGUUCAUGCGAUUGAGUUUAGUUUUAGUAGGAUUACCAACGUUGAAAUGUGACGUAAUGUACUUUGACCUGUGAUCUCGUUGACGUGCCGUAUUAUUUUUUGUUGACAUUGACCCACAUCAUUCGUAGCGUUUGUUUAGAUUUACAUUUAGAUUUUGUUGACAUUCAAUAACCAUUUAGUUUUCAUUAGACUUCACAUGCACGAGAUGCACCAGCACCUCACCUUUACUUUCAAGUACGUUUCAAAAGCAACUAUCGUAUGAUUUUUUGUUGACAUUGACCACUUGUUUUGUUCUCUGACGAUCUGUUUUCCAAUGACAUCAUAUGUCGAACGAACCUGGAUUCUUGGCUUUUGAAGAGAUUAUCAUGUUUACACGACCGAACGAGAUGCAGACAUUCAGAAACUCAUGCAUGAGCUGACACAGGCAUCCAUGGGGACCGCGCAGAGUAACGUGGUGACUACUGCAGCUUUUGCCCAACCGCAGGGAAAUGCAGCGAUGGGACCUCUGUACCGACUCCGUGGCGGAAUGCUACGUGAAAGCGAAAAGGUUUACAAGAACAUAUUCAAUAGGGCUACUUUUUACAUUUGUCAAAAUAAGCAAAAAAUCUAAAUUACAACGACGACGACAUCACAUC